GCAGGAGAGCGCUGCGCCCGCUUCCGUGUUUGUGUGAUCGGGGGAGUGCGUCGCCGUUUCAUUCAUUUGUGGAGAGUAACGCGAAGCAAGUGAGCAGCAAGGACCAUGGCGCACGAACUGAAACAUGUAUUCGCCAGCCUCCCACAGAUGGAGAGGGGAGUUGCAAAAGUGAUUGGCGGCGAUCCCAAAGGAAACAACUUCCUGUACACCAAUGGGAAGUGCGUCAUCAUCAGGAACAUUGAAAAUCCGGCCAUCGCAGACAUUUACACCGAACACGCCCACACGGCUACCGUCGCCAAGUAUGCCCCCAGUGGAUUCUACAUCGCAUCUGGAGAUGCAUCGGGAAAGAUUCGUAUCUGGGACACCACCCAGAAAGAGCACAUCCUCAAGUACGAGUACACCCCCAUUUCAGGCAAGGUCAAGGACAUCGCCUGGACCGAGGACAGCAAGAGGAUGGCUGUUGUCGGGGACGGACGAGAGAAGUUCGGCGCCGUGUUCCUGUGGGACACCGGCUCCUCGGUCGGGGACCUGCACGGCCACGCCAAGUCCAUCAACAGCGUGGACAUCAAGCAGGCGCGCCCUUACCGCCUCGCCACCGCCAGCGACGACACCUGCGGGUCCUUCUUCAAGGGGCCGCCCUUCAAGUUCGAGUUCACGCUUCGUGACCACAGCCAGUUCGUCAACUGUGUUCGAUUCUCUCCAGAUGGGAAAGUGUUUGUUACAGCUGGCGCUGACGGCCAGAUGUUCCUCUACGAUGCAAACGAUGGAAAGCUUGUUUCCUCACUGGGUGGAGAGAAGGCCCACAAAGGAGGCAUCUAUGCUGUCAGCUGGAGCCCCGACGGCUCCCAGCUGAUCUCCGCCUCGGGGGACAAGACGGUGAAGCUGUGGGACGUCGGAGCAGGAACGGCCGUCACCACCUUCAACCUGGGCGCCGACGUGACGGACCAGCAGCUGGGCUGCCUGUGGCAGAACGACCACCUCCUCACCAUCUCCUUGUCGGGGUACAUCAACUACCUGGACAAGAACAGCCCCGACCGGCCCAUACGCACCAUCAAGGGUCACAGCAAGUCCAUCCAGUGUCUGACUGUUCACAAGAAGGAUGGGCGGCCUUACAUCUACUCGGGGAGUCACGACGGACACAUCAAUUACUGGGAUGCGGAAACUGGUGAGAACGACUGCUUCUCGGGGAAGGGCCACAGCAACCAGGUGAGCAAGAUGGCGACGGACGACGCCAACGAGCUGGUGACGUGCAGCAUGGACGACACGCUGCGCUACACCAACCUCGACAAGACGGAGUACAGUGCCUCCCAUGUGGUGAAGAUGGAUUUCCAGCCUAAGAGUGUGUCCACCGCUGCAGGAGGGCUGUCACUGGCUGUGUGCAUCGGGCAGAUUGUCUUGCUGAAGGACAAGAAGAAAGUCUUCACGUUGGACAACCUCGACUAUGAAGCAGAGGUCGGCGCUCUCCAUCCCGGGGGCACCGUUGCUGCGGUCGGGGGUGCAGAUGGGGGCAUCCGCCUGUACGCCAUUCAGGGCAACUCUCUGAAGGACGAGGGUCAGACCCUCAAGGCUGCGGGGGCCAUCACAGACAUGGCCUACUCCAAUGAUGGAGCCUAUCUGGCCGCCAUCGACGAUAAGAAGGUGGCCACAGCUUUCACUGUGGCGGACAACUACUCGGUCAAAAAUGAGUACCAUGGACACCACGCCAAACCAGUGACUUUGGCCUGGUCACCUGACAAUGAGCACUUUGCCACCGGUGGGAUGGACAUGAUCGUGUUCAUUUGGACGAUUGAUGAUUCAGACAAGAGGAUUAAGCUCCCAGACACUCACCGGUUGCACCACGUCAGCGGCCUGGCCUGGGUGGACGAGCACACCCUGGUCACCACGUCCCACGACGCCAGCAUCAAGCAGUGGACGAUCAAAUACUGAGCGGCCACGUCUCCAGGGACGAGGACUACUGUAAAACUCCAGCUUUCCUUUUUACUGUGUCGUCACUCGACGGUGUGUCUGUAAACAUCUGAAUUGUACAUUUGAUAGAAAUGAUCUGAGAUGACGUGAAUGACCUCAACGCGGAGGCAGAUUGUUUAAAUAUGCGACCGUGAGUGCUUUGACAUCUCCGAUGUAUCUGUAAGCUCUACAUUCCAUAAGUAACAGCUUCCACUCGGGUUGAACUGAACUCCUGGUGUCAAUCUUUAACUUAACAGAGGAAAUAAAUGCAAGUCGGCUUUCUUUUUCUUUUUCUUUUUUUCAACAAAAUCAUGUUUGAAAGAAAUAAAACCUUUUUAGUUCCAUUACUGAAAUGAGCAUAAA
Molecule: messenger RNA, 2307 nt
Organism: Cyclopterus lumpus (lumpfish)
Lineage: Eukaryota; Metazoa; Chordata; Actinopteri; Perciformes; Cyclopteridae
Gene: wdr1
Product: WD repeat domain 1
Exons: 15
Coding region: 106-1926 (606 amino acids)
Biological process (GO): locomotion; actin filament depolymerization; positive regulation of actin filament depolymerization
Cellular component (GO): cortical actin cytoskeleton
Molecular function (GO): actin filament binding
Source: RefSeq, a predicted model, not a curated record